Molecule: messenger RNA, 447 nt
Organism: Sorex fumeus (smoky shrew)
Lineage: Eukaryota; Metazoa; Chordata; Mammalia; Eulipotyphla; Soricidae
Product: phospholipase A2, minor isoenzyme-like
Exons: 4
Coding region: 1-447 (148 amino acids)
Biological process (GO): lipid catabolic process; fatty acid biosynthetic process; positive regulation of fibroblast proliferation
Molecular function (GO): phospholipid binding; signaling receptor binding; calcium ion binding
Source: RefSeq, a predicted model, not a curated record
AUGAAGCUGCUCGUGCUGGCUGCCUUGCUCACAGUGACUGCCGCAGGGGGCAGAUCCGACAUGAGGGCGCUGUGGCAGUUCCGCAAGAUGAUCAAGUGCGUGGUCUCGGACAGCUGGCCUCUGCUGGACUUUAACGACUACGGCUGCUACUGUGGCCUGGGCGGAUACGGCACCCCCGUGGACGAGCUGGACAGGUGCUGCCAGACACAUGACAACUGCUACAGCCAGUCCAGGGAGUUGGCCAACUGCAGAUACAUCCUGGACAACCCCUACACCGAGAUGUACUCAUACUCGUGCAAAAAUGGGGAGAUCACCUGCAGCAGCAAGAACAAUCCCUGCGAGGAUUUCAUCUGCAACUGUGACCGCACUGCCGCCAUGUGCUUUGCCAAUGCCCCAUACAACAAGGAGUACAAGAACCUGGACAAAAAGAAGUUCUGCAAGGAAUGA